ACUUCUCUGCAGCGCACCUGCCGUGCACGCAAAAGCAACGACCCUAACCCUCCAUUUCUUCCUCCUCUCCUCUCCUCUCCUCUCCUGGUUAAUAAACAGAGCAGGGCAGGAAGAGAAGAACCAAUAGGUUGAACUCUGUGCUCAGCAGGCGCGCGCUUCUGAACCUCCUUCUCCUUCCACUCUGUUUUCCCUUCCGAAACUACUUAAUUCAGGCAAGGCAUGGACUCGCUGCUGUCCUUGAGCCAUUCCUCCAUUUGCUGGCCCUGCAGCGUCACCAGCUCCGACCGCUCCAAUCCUGCUUUGCUUUCCGGCGGAAGGCCUGUAAUUCGAUCUUCCGGACUGAAGCCCUCGAAAGGUCGUAGGUUCCCGCCCUCGCGGGCUUCCCAAUCUCACGACUACCACGCCGUCCACGGCGAUGUGAGCCUCCGAGACGUGCCCAAGAAGGCAGAGGGAGCGGCAAAGGUCCUGAUACCGAGCUUGCCGGAGGAGGCCGAUCGCAGCGCGAGUUCGUCUCCGAUCAGCAGCUCCUUCUGGGAGUGGAAACCCAACAUCGCGGUCCACUACGAGAGAUCUGGGUCUCACAACACCGGCGCCCCCGCGGUGCUCUUCCUCCCCGGCUUCGGCGUCGGAUCCUUCCACUUCGAGAAGCAGUUGAAGGACCUCGGCCAAGAUUACCGCGUCUGGGCGCUGGAUUUCGUAGGGCAAGGCAAGUCCUUGCCGUCCCAAGACCCUGCUCCUGCUCUCGCCCACGAACAAGACGACGACGGCGAUACUCCACUAUUCUGGGGAUUCGGAGAAGAGCCAGAGCCAUGGGCGAGGGAGCUUGUAUACUCGGUGGACCUUUGGCGAGACCAGGUUCGGCAUUUCGUCGAACAGGUGAUCGGCGAACCAGUAUACCUCGUCGGCAACUCUCUCGGCGGCUACGUGGCCCUGUACCUUGCAGCAUCCUUCCCUGAACUAGUGAAGGGAGUGACCUUGCUGAAUGCGACGCCAUUUUGGGGAUUCCUUCCCAAUCCAAUCAGAUCUCCGAGGUUGUUCAAGCUGUUCCCAUGGAGCGGCACAUUCCCUCUGCCCUCAGGCGUGAGAAGACUCACCGAACUGGUGUGGCAGAAGAUAAGCGACCCCAAGAGCAUACGCGACAUACUGAAGCAAGUCUACAGUGACCAUUCGGUAAAGAUCGACAAAGUGUUCUCCCAAAUAAUCGAAGUGACUGAACACCCUGCAGCAGCUGCGGCCUUCGCUUCGAUCAUGUUUGCGCCCGGAGGGCAGUUGUCCUUUCAGGAGUCCUUGGGCAGGUGCGCAGUCAGUGGAGUUCCAAUUUGUCUCAUGUACGGAAGGGAAGAUCCAUGGGUGAGACCCAUUUGGGGGCUUAAAGUAAAGCAACAGUUGCCAGAGGUGCCUUACUAUGAGAUUACACCGGCAGGCCACUGCCCGCACGAUGAGGUUCCGGAGGUGGUGAACUACUUGUUGAGAGGGUGGAUCAGGAACCUCGACUCUCAGGGUUCUGUCGCGCUGCCGCUCGUGGAGCCUGAGUACGAAGGACGAGGAUUUUCGAAAGAGCUGGAGUAUAUCAAAGAGGGAUCGCGAAAGUCGAUUCGGGUGCGGUUCUGCGGAUCGGAAGUCUCUUCCUUCUCCACCUUGCUGAAGGUGUUGGGUCUAGUCUCCAAAUGAAUUAGUAGACUCCUACUCUCCAAGGUGGUUUAGGGCUGUAAGAUGAUUAUGUAUGUCUAUACACACAUCUAACAGUUAUCUCAUUAAGAGCAUCCGUAAUGUUUUUAACGGGAAUUGCAUUAAUAC
This is a messenger RNA of Zingiber officinale, 1797 nucleotides long. RefSeq names its product pheophytinase, chloroplastic-like. The transcript has a single exon. Gene Ontology annotation, biological process: chlorophyll catabolic process. The record is from RefSeq and is a predicted model, not a curated record. Bases 220 to 1671 code for a protein of 483 amino acids. Lineage: Eukaryota; Viridiplantae; Streptophyta; Magnoliopsida; Zingiberales; Zingiberaceae. Gene Ontology annotation, cellular component: chloroplast. Gene Ontology annotation, molecular function: pheophytinase activity.